Molecule: messenger RNA, 3765 nt
Organism: Lates calcarifer (barramundi perch)
Lineage: Eukaryota; Metazoa; Chordata; Actinopteri; Centropomidae
Gene: cracdla
Product: cracd like a
Source: RefSeq, a predicted model, not a curated record
UCUUCUGUCCUCUUUUCUCUUUGUGCAUUUGCUUACCCUGUCAUGAAGUGACCUUCUCUCUCUCUCUCUCUUUCUUUCUCCCUGCCUGUUUUUCUUUCUCCUUCCACUUCCCUCGCUCCCUUCCCUCCGCAUCUCCCUCCGUCUGCAGAUGUGCACGACGCAAGCCUGAGGUUUAAACAUUAGGAGGGUGACACAGCUGAGACAAGACAACUCGGCGUAGGGACGAGGACAAACAGGAGGAAGGGAAGCAGAGCUGCUGCUGUCACACGUCGGGGAUCAGACCAAUGGAGUCUUUCUCUGGAGAUGUAGAGGAGAGCACUGAAGACAUUUCAGGACGCAAAAAGUCCAAACUUAAGUCUCUGAAAAGUCGUCUCUUCGGGAGGAGUAAGAGAACAGGUGGCGAGGGAAACGCCAAACUCAGUCAGUCAGCCAGUGACAUUACUGCAGGACAGGGACUCGGAUCAGAUGAAGAUUUGGUAUGCUCCCAGGGGAUAAUGGGAUCUCGAGCAUUGUCCCAUGACAGCAUUUUUCUGGCUGAUCAGGUCCUGACAGACACUGAACCAGCCAGGGUUUUAUCCCAGGAGAAUGUUCCCAGCAAGAUCAAAGCUCUGCAGAUGAAGCUUCAGCAGCAGAAGAUGCAUUUGGGGCCACCACCUCUGGUUCUGCCAAUCAGACGUCCAGAGGACCAGGGUGCCCGGUCGGAGGAUGACAGUCUUCCUCACAGCCCCCCUGAGGUCUCAGGAAGUGAUGGUACAUCUCAGGGAGCCUUAAGCAAGGCCAUAUUGCAGCCAUCCUCUCGUCCACUCUCACCCAUCCCCAAACCUGCAUUGACCAAGUAUGUGCCCCCAACUUCAUCCCAUCCUCCACCUCCCACCGUCUCCUCCAUUUCUUCUGUUAUCGAGCCUCCGUUGGACUUCAGUUCUCCGGCUCAGUUUACCCCCUGCCUGGAUACCUCUGCUGCGCGCCACCGGAUGUCUGUUAAGCCCAGAAACCAAAGGGCCAGCACCAAGAAGAGACUCGCUGCAACUGAUUCUAGGUCUCACUCACAUAACCUGAACAAUAUCAACCACCCUGAGUCUGUGAAAGAGGAAGAUCGGCGGCUUGGUGCUCAAGACGAGGUGGUGCUGGAAGCAGUACAAGGAGAUGCUGACAUCCCUAUCACAGCUCAGAGUCUUCCUUCAAAAUCCCCAGAAGUGGCACCAAUCACAUCAGAGGCAGCACCCAGAUCAUCCAGCCUAACUUUUUCCCAACAGGAGCAUGCCCCUCCCAGGGGGGCACCCUCUGUGUCCUCACAAGUACUGCGAGUUAAGCCUCAAAGACCAGCGGACGUAACAUCCAGUGAACGGCCGCAUUCAUCCUUCAUAGAGUCAGAAGUUAAGGACAAAAGAGUAGGUGAUUUUGAGAUACAAGUCAUGUCCCAUGACAGGAGGAAUACUCUAGAAAAGCCUGGAAUGACUGAAGACUCCUCAGACAAGCUCCCCACCACCAUCAGCUCAGUGGUGGCAACCAGGUCCUCCUCUGUUUACCAGCAGGUUCAAGAUGAGAUGGAGACUGCAAAAGGAAUAAAGAGACCUGCUGCAGGAUCUGGGUCCUUUCAUUUCUCCAUCACCACUGCUAAAAACCAAGAUGGAAAGAGACCCCGAUCAGGCAGUUUUGUGGGAAUGCUGGAACAAGCUGAAGCCAGACACAAGACUAUAGGGGGAACAGAGGAUAAACCCUUUUCCAGCUUGAGGGAAAGGGAGGGACUCAGAGACUUACAGCCCAAAGGGGGCCCCUUCGCUGUGGGAAGGCCAAAACAAGAUGGAGCUCCACCUAAAGGCUCUGUACUUCCAUGGGACAGGAGGGAAAGUCUCAAAAAGACAGAAACAGCGACAGCAUCUAAAAAUGCUGCUACGGACACAGGCGCUGUUGCAGGGGAGGAGGUGGAGAGCAGCCAGGAGGAGGUGGAGGAGGCAGUGGAAGCACUGGAGGUGCCAGAGGAAGAAGGAAGGACAGCAUUUGGUAUUAAACUACGCUCAACAUCUCAGUCGUUGAGAUUUCGGUCCGAUUCUACUUCUAACCAUGUUUCGAAGCCGCAAGUGUGUGAAGACCAACGUGAAAGACAGAAAAGGCAGGAAAUAAAUGAUAAUAUCUGCAACAUGUCUAAAAAACUGCCAACAAACAUCUCCACUUCUAGAGACAUUCAAGUGACAGAUCCAACCCCGUCUAGCUUCUCCCUUCCAGUCAAGAGUAACCUGCCAUCUAAAGACGAUCCUCAUAUUAUACCUGCAGAAGUCCAAGCAACCUCCUCAGACACCAGAGAAGUAGAAACUGCCCUCACAGCUGCCCGGGAGCCCCAACCUGCCCCUCAAACAGCCUCAUCUGAGGUAUCCUGGAUGAGCCUGGCGAUGGAAAAGACCAGAAGCCUGCAGCAGCUCUUUACUAGCAGAUUCCCCAGAGAUUUUACAGGCGUGCAGAAUACAGCUCGACCACAACCACAAGGGCAGCCGACGAAUCGCACAGAGACACAGAUCAGUGCACAAACGCCGGCACAGACUGUAAAAAUCCAACAAAGCACAGCACCAGUACAGGCUGCAAACCAGCCAUCGACUGACACAGUCAAAGCAGAAACAGUGCAAAGUAGAAUUCAAGCACAGACUGUGAAACCAUCAGUAAUGUCGGUGCAACAGAAGACGCCAACAGCAUCUACUGGUCUGCCAAACACCACUAGAGAAGCACAAACAUCAAAACAAACCAGUGAAUCCCAGUCACACCCAAAUACAUCUCAGUCUGCCUCACAGUGUCCGUCUCAUCCUCCUGUACAAUCUUACCUUUCCACGGGCCAGCACACCGCACCCCAACAACCUCCUUGGAGCAAUCAAGGUCUCCACCCCACCACCAACCAGCUCAAGCCCACAGCUUCAGUUUCUACCACCUCAUCAGCCACAGCUCCUCCUCCAACGUCUGCCUCGGGAAGAGGGGAAAGAGAAGCCAACGUGCAGGAGAAAGAUGGUACCUCACUCUCAGGAAGACGAGCAGUCUGGACUGGGUCAGUGAGCGAGAGAGCUGCUUUUCUGGAAAAACGGGCAGAAUGGACCUCUCCAUCUGGAACCAAGGGGGUGGAACUGAAGAAAGCUCAAACAGAGGCGCAGACAUCAGGUGAAUCCCCUGCCUCGACCAAAACAACGCCUCUAAGCAAAGACACAAAACCAGAAGGAAGGCAAGGGGUAAAACUUGCAGAAUCAAGCCCCACCAAAGUUCCAAACAGACCUCGUGAGGACAAAUGGCUCCGGAAAAACAUGGCAUCUUCAUCGCCCUCAUCGUCACCCACGCAGCCAUCAGUGUUGCAGUCUAUGUCUGACAGUGGCCAGCCGUCCUGGAUGGAACUGGCAAAGAGGAAGUCAAUGGCCUGGAGUGAUAAGACCAUGGACUAAGAUUGAAAAGAGACAGAUAUACAGGGUAUGGAAACAUGAAUAUGAACAGCUCUGCAGACAAACGCUACCUUUAUCAAGGUUAAUGGGUUGAAUGUUUGGUGAGAUUGUCAGAAUGAUGUUGAUACAACUCUAUGGUAAUUUAUGUAGUAAGGCUGUUGUGCUCGUGUGUUGAAUUGUAUUUAAUUGUAAAGUGUUAAUGUUAUAUUGAAAAAUAUAUAGAGAGGCAGUAUAUGUUGAAAAAUACACUACAAUCCCUCUCCACCACAACCACUUCAAGAUAAAGGGUAUUUCUGAAUAAUGUUUUAUCUAAUUCAGCAUUUCACUGUUGUUAAUACUUUAUGUUAAAUAAUAA